This is a messenger RNA of Heterobasidion irregulare TC 32-1, 189 nucleotides long. RefSeq lists its product as uncharacterized. The transcript has a single exon. Lineage: Eukaryota; Fungi; Basidiomycota; Agaricomycetes; Russulales; Bondarzewiaceae. The annotation marks the transcript as partial. The record is from RefSeq and is a predicted model, not a curated record.
GCGCACGCGUACGCAACGCGCUGCUACGCCGGCCCAUGCCUCCUAUGCUCCAUCCCUCUCGUGUGCCCAUGCAGGUGCGGCGCGACGACGCACAACGUCCCGUGCAGCGCUGUCGGCGGUGCGGCGCCCGCGCCCGAGAUCCUGUGUGACAGGCCCUACGGCGCGCUACGCGCGUGCGCGCGCCACUAG